CAGACACCUACACAGUUUUCGUCGACCUCACGCUCCCCGAGCCCAUCAGCGUGAGUGACGUCAACCGAGCCUUGGCCGUGACGUCACAGCCUUUCCCUGUGCCAGGACUGCUGGAGGUCACGUUUGUCGCCCCGCCCCCGACCACGCCCCCGACCACGCCCCUCAUGGAGAGCACGUACUUUGACCUCGUGAUGACCGUGAGCUCCGGCCUGCCCUGGGAUGACCUCUACCUCAACGCAAGCUCCGCCCCCUUUAUGGCGCUACAGCACGAGCUGCAGGAGAAGUUCCGAGAGUCGUUUCCCGGGUUUGGUGAUGUACAGACGAGACUGGAUGAUGUGCGGAACCGAGGUGGAGCUGGAAGUCAGCACCACCGUGCCUACGACUACCCCAUCAACACUAACACCACCAUCAUCAUCGACCACAACGACCUUGGGGACGACAGGGAUGACGUCACCGGAGACUACAGGCAUUCCACCGAGGGUGCUCCGUGUGUCUUUCAAAAUCACCGAGGGCUUUGUGUGGACUGAGGAACUGAGGGAUUCGAACUCGCAACCCUACAGAGACCUUCUGGACUGGGUGAACCAGAUGCUGACGAACCUUUUCCGAGCCGGCAAUAUCAUCCCAGUGACGGCUCUAGAAGCUAGAAAUCACCACCACUGUCCCGCCAACGACCACCACAGCAACCACCACCGUGCCUCCAACAACAACACCAACAACAACACCACCAUUGUCAACAACCGCCGCGACAUCAGCAACCACCACCGAAUUUCUCGACAUGAACAUAACCACCGCAGACAACAGCAAUAUCUCCACGGUGGUCGCAACUACACCAUCACCAUCAUCACCACCACCAGCAACGACAACAGCAAUGAUGCAGGCUGAAGUAGCGGUCAGUAUGAAAGUGGACAAGAACUGGACAGAGGCCCUCACCGACCGGUCGUCUGCCGAAUACCUGACCUUUGACCGGAACCUGGGAGACUGGCAGCCCCGGGAGCGUCAAUGUGGACAUGACCUUGACCUUCGAUGACCCCGCAGUCAGCACCGAUGACGUAGCAGUGUCCUUGACCGGCGCCUCUGAUCAGUUCGCGGAGGGUCCAGUUCAGGAUGUCAUCGCCACCACAGAAGUGACCAACGCCACCACCACUGCAACAACUACUACAGCGACAACGACAACAGCUUUUACGAAAGCUGUAGAAAUCGACGUCCAUAUCUUGAGCGGUCUCAACUACACUCUUGACUACGAGAACCCAAACUCUGAGAUGUAUCAGUUGGUAGAGUCGUCGAUCACGGAUUGGAUCCCAACGCAGUCGCGACCGCCACCCCUACCCCACUCGCCACCACCCCUGUCAUCACCAGCAGCAGCAGCAACACCACCACACCAGCGACAACAUCCACAGUAACCCCAACAGCAGCAACAACAAUUUCCCCUCCUGGAAGUACUCCGAUCACCAUCGACAACAACACCACCAGCCCCGAAAGUGACGUCACGGAUGCGUUCAACGUCACCACCAGCCCCGGAAGUGACGUCACGGAUGCGUUCAACGUCACCACCAGCCCCGGAAGUGACGUCACGGAUGCGUUCAACGUCACCACCAGCCCCGGAACUGACGUCACGGAUGCGUUCAACGUCACCAGCACCCCCGGAAGUGACGGGACACGCCCCUCGACCACUUCCGGCCCUCCCCUCUCCACUGUGGUCACAGCUGACAACACGACCGAAGCCGAGAAUGCCACAACAGCGCCAACGCCAGCAGAAUCUACACCACCACCAACAACUACAGCAGCAAUGACGACAGCAACAACAAUGGUGUCGGAGAACUCUACGGACAACGCUACUGCAGCAACAGCAGCAACAACAACACCAACAGCUGAGGGAUCGACAUCAGCAACAGCAUCAGAUCUCAACACGACUAUGGUGACCGACGUCGCGCCGACGACGCCAGAAAAUACUACGUCCGACGCGACAGCUGCGACAACAACCGAUUUCGACAACUACAACGCCACCACCAUCACCACCACCGCUGCAACAACAACGUCGGCGCCAGAGAAUACAACAACGGUAGAGGUUGCAAACACCACCGACAGCAGCAGCAGCAGCAAUACCACUGUGGUGGCUACGACGCCAUCAUCAUCACCGACGUCAGCAACAACAGCAGAGGCGGAUUUGAAGACGUUGUUGGUGCAGCUGAGGAUAGACAGAGAGUGGGAGGAGGAAUAUGGUGACACAGAGUCUCAACAGUAUAAAGAUUUACAGAAAGCUGUGAUUCCUUGG
Messenger RNA from Aplysia californica (California sea hare), 2272 nucleotides. Its product is annotated as mucin-3A. NCBI's taxonomy places the organism in Eukaryota, Metazoa, Mollusca, Gastropoda, Aplysiida, Aplysiidae. The record is from RefSeq and is a predicted model, not a curated record.